AACGUGAGAACUCUAUGGCUCAGAAGGAGAUUGUGGAUCUUCAGAAACAGGUCACAGUUCUUCUCAAGGAGUGUUGUGAUAUACAACUUCGGUGCGGGUCUACUGGGCAUGAUGAUGCUGAUGAUUGCACAGCAACUGUUGCUGUUGAGAUGGAUGUGCAGUCUGAUGCUGAAAAAGUAAUUUCAGAACGCCUUAUGAAGAGAGAAAUUAAAGAACUGAGGCGCCAGAGAGAUUUUGCACAAUCUCAAGUGGAUGAGUUGCAGAAAAAACUUCAAGAGGACCAACGGCUUCAAGCACAUUGGAAUCAACACCACGUCCAUCGGAGCAACUUGGAGCUCUAGAAGUAUUGCAAAAGGAAAGUCAUAGUCUAGGUGAUCGAGAUGCAGCGGAGUCCAUUGCCAAGCUGCAAGGGAAAUGCAAUCUAUUCAAAAA
Messenger RNA from Ricinus communis (castor bean), 432 nucleotides. RefSeq names its product nuclear-pore anchor-like. Gene Ontology annotation, biological process: mRNA export from nucleus. Gene Ontology annotation, cellular component: nuclear pore. NCBI's taxonomy places the organism in Eukaryota, Viridiplantae, Streptophyta, Magnoliopsida, Malpighiales, Euphorbiaceae. Gene Ontology annotation, molecular function: structural constituent of nuclear pore. The transcript has 4 exons. Bases 15 to 341 code for a protein of 108 amino acids. The record is from RefSeq and is a predicted model, not a curated record.